This is a messenger RNA of Calidris pugnax (ruff), 2660 nucleotides long. It is a transcript of the gene TMEM123, whose product is annotated as transmembrane protein 123. The transcript has 6 exons. The coding region runs from base 1 to 756 and encodes 251 amino acids. Gene Ontology annotation, cellular component: cytoplasmic vesicle. The record is from RefSeq and is a predicted model, not a curated record. NCBI's taxonomy places the organism in Eukaryota, Metazoa, Chordata, Aves, Charadriiformes, Scolopacidae.
AUGGAGGGGACCCCGUCGGGAAGGAGGACGGGCGGGGACUCCGGAGAGACACCCCCCGGGGGGCGGUGGCCCCGGGCGGGGCGGGACGAGCAGCGGCCGCCUCCGGCGCAGGACGCCGCCCCGCUCCGCCCCGCCCCGCCAGGCAGCGCCCGGCCCGGCGUGCAGUGGCGGUGCGGGCCCGGCGGCUCCUCGGCUGCCAUGCGGAUCCUCACCGGCCCUCGCUGCGCGCUGGUGCUGCUCCUCCUCUUCGUCCCCGGCUCCCAGUCGAACAACUCCAGCAGUACUACACCCUUUACUACGAUUCCAGGCAAUGAGUUGCAAGGAAGUAGCAGUUCAUCUACUUCUACUGUUAUAUCGUCCACACAAUCUACAACCACAUCUGCAGCAGGUUUGUCCACGAAUACUACUCAUCUGACCAGUACCGGGCAGCCCACCACCACUGCGACUACCGCCUUAACAACUGAGUCCACCAAAACCAGCCAGACAACGAGAUCCACCACAGCUUCACCAGUCACAUCAUCACAACCCAAUAGUACGGUGGUGACCACUUCCAAGGCUUCUUUCACUUCUGUAACAGCCACAUCAAAAUCUGAGGCUGUUGUAGCCAAAACCUCCAGAUUUGAUGUGGGCAGUUUUGUAGGUGGCAUUGUGCUGACACUUGGAGUCCUAGUUAUUCUCUACAUUGGAUGCAAAACCUAUCAUUCUAGAAGAGGCAUUCAGUACAGAACCAUUGAUGAACAUGAUGCCAUCAUUUAAAGAGACCUCAGGGAAGACAUCCUGUCGCAGCUGUUGUAACUCACUGCUGAAAGAGUUCCUUUCGUUAAGAUGAUCAGUCUCUAAACCUGUCCUGGGCGUGAUCCUGCAAAAUGUUGAGAAGCUCUUUAAAAAUCCUGUUUUUUUUGCAUUUGCUUUUAUAAGAAGAAGAACUCAGCACUUCAUAGAGACAGCAUUUUCUUUUUCCAGCAUUUGUAACUAAAUUUAAAAAAACCACACAUUGAGUAAUAUUAAGGUACACACACAAGUCUCUCAAAUAGCUAAUUACUAGCACAGUGGAUUGCAUCAUUGGAAUUCUAAGUUCAGUUAUUUCUUACAUACUGCAUAAAUCCAGUAUGUUCCCAAAUGGAUUCAGUAGGUUAAAUAGGAUAGCUUUGAGACCAAGCAUAGGUUUUUACAAGUAAAAUGGUUUGGUUUUUUCCCAAUAUUUUAUAUUAAAUUGUAUUUAUUUUUAAGUUUGGUGUGAACUUUAGUUUAGAAAUUUUGGAUUGUGAACAAUUCAGCUAUUUUUUUAUUAGGCUAUAAAGGGACAUGGCUUGCUAACUGCAUAGAAGGUGAUAAUUUGUACUUUAAACUUCAGUCAUUAGCUCACCAGUGACCUGCAGAGACUUUCCUUAACAGGAAACAGGCUCUGCAGUGGGACCAGCCGCAGGAAGCACGGACAGACUGGCCGUACCCAUCCACAACCCUUUUCUCUAAAUGGCUCCUUAAAAGAGAACAGACUGUGCCAUCCAUAGCUUCUUUCUUCUCGCAUGUCCUAAUGAAGCAUGUGCAAUUGAAGGCAAAAUAAAAAUGGAAAAAAGUAAUUGUACCAUCAUAUGAAAAUUGCUUCUAAAAAUUGGCUUUUAAGUUGAGUGUAGCAAUUGCUUCACUCUUGGGUUUUAUUAUUAUGAAGUUUUAUGUUUUAGUAGCAUUUGAUAAACAUUGAAACUUAAGCAGAGAACUGGAAAACCUGUAAGAUAACAUUUUAGAAGAAUAUAAUCUGCAUUUUUACGAUUUUCAGAAAUUGGUACUGCUACACACAUGUACCAAGGUCUGGUCAAAAGUCCACUGAAGGCAACGUGGCACCUCUCAGAAGACCUUUAGAUGAAGGCCCAAAUACCCUGGGGGCCCUGUGGGAGAUGACUGAUGCUGCUUCCAUGUCACUUCUGCGGUCACUCUGAGGUAACCCUGCUGUCCUCAGCAGAUGGGCUCCCCACUGACACUGGUGUAAGGAAACCAGAGCAAGGACCAAGAAACGCAGGCCUGCAUCUCCUGGUGUCACUGAGUACUCCUCCAGCCCUGCUCAGGCUCCACGUGUAGACCUCUACCUCCUGGAGAGGGUUGCUGUGGUGGGACUUGACCACUGGCACCAGUCCACCAUUCGGGGUGCAGGCAGGGGGUGGUGACAGCCACCCCAGUCUGUCAGGGGGCUGGGGCACAAGGCAUCGGGGGAAAUAAGACUUCAGCUCUGGCACAGCUUAAAUUUUUUUUGGUUGAGCAAUAGUUUCUUCUGACAGGCAAGGUUAAAGUGACCAUUUGGAGUAUUUUUCCUCUUUCCCAGGGAGCAGUAAUCCUGUUGUGUCUGAGGCACAGCCGCCUCCAGCAAACCGUGGCUAAUGAGGAGCCUUAAUGGCACCAGCCCCACACCUGGAAUGCGGGUAGUGGGGCUGCCUUGGUUCUCACUGAGAUUGAGGUACAGGGGGAAGAGUGAUUUGAAGUAACUUUUGUGACUGUUCGGUGGAAAACUUCCAGUUUUGACUUGAAGAGUUUAGAAACGGCUCUUCCCCAGAACUGCAGUACCUUACUUUGUGGAAAUUAAGACAAUUUAGUCCAACUCAGAUACUGGGAUUGUCUCACCUCUGUUGUACAGAUGAAUAAAUAAAAUGAAAUCUUUGGAGUUACUA